This is a messenger RNA of Zasmidium cellare ATCC 36951, 1326 nucleotides long. RefSeq lists its product as uncharacterized. NCBI's taxonomy places the organism in Eukaryota, Fungi, Ascomycota, Dothideomycetes, Mycosphaerellales, Mycosphaerellaceae. Bases 1 to 1326 code for a protein of 441 amino acids. The record is from RefSeq and is a predicted model, not a curated record. The transcript has a single exon.
AUGCCUCCACUCAGGAACCCCCCAGCCAAGCCCAUGCGCACAGAGCGUACGCACGAAGAAAACCAGGAGCGAGCAUACAUUGCCGCAUCGCGACGAAGCGACCGCAGCCUCGAGGCACGCGUCGAAUCCGCACGACGAGCCUCCGAGAUCCACAAGAAACGAACCGGUCGGUCGCUCCGCGUACGAGAGGAAGAUGUCAUGAACGAAGAGAUGUACGAAGAGGAAGACGACGACCUACCUAUGCAAUACCGACGAAUAUCAGCUCUCAACCCCAACUUCCUCAAUGGCAGACUCAGCACCUACCUGCAGGGUCAGGCCGGCGUGAGGGAGUAUCUUCACAACGCCAUCUACGCUGCGAACCAAAACGCCCAAUUCCAACAGAAUCAGUUCUUCAACCCCGUGAUGGACCCAACUAGCAUGCAGUCUGGCAUGAUGCGACCGCAAGCGUUCUCGAACGGUAUCCAAGGCAUGCCACAGUCGCCUUACCCCAUGCAAAACCCCAUGCAGGGCAUGCGACCGAACAACAACGCACACCACCGCGCGGCAUCGAUCGCCACUCCACAAGAGCUGCUCGCGUACCAACACCAGACAACUAACGCGAACAUGAAGCCCAACACGCCGAUGCACUUGGACACCCGACGCAUGUCAGUACCCGCUCCUGCCAUAUCGCCUGGCGUGCCUUCCCCAGUGGCAUCACACCCACGCAGCAACUCCUCAAGUCACCCACCUACCCCUCACCCAGUUGGUCAAUCGCCGUUGCAAGUGCCUACUCCGCGCUCCGCAUCUGGCCAUGAGCACAUGCCGCAGUAUCGCGCCAGUGCCGGUGUGCCUCCCGUCUCAGGUUACGACGCCAACGUCGAGGCCCAAAUCUUCCCACUGACGACGAAGCUGCCACUUGCGACGCAGCAAUUGAUGGGCAGCAACGCGACACACCCGUCACAGCUGUCACCCGGGAUACCGACGCCGUCCGUCAGAUCAUACAGCUACAACCCAAAUGGCAAGCCCAAAUCCGCCAGCGGCGAGAAGACGUCCUACUUCGGUGGCUUGGACCAGACUCUAACACCUGCCGACAUGUACUCUAGCCAGUCUUUCAGCAAGAUCGAGCCGCAGUCUGCCGUCUCUGCUCCAGCGGGCAUGGACGUCUCGUUUGAUUCGUUGAUGAUGGGCGAUAUGGGCGACGACACGAACAACUUUGGCGAUCUAGGAUUCGACUUGAACUCCCACGAUUUCGGCAACAGCGGCCAGAUCACCCCUGGCAGCAAUGGCGACGGGGAUUGGGGAGCCGACAUGUUCAACUACGACGAUGCCGCUCAGGAGCUGUCAUGA